Messenger RNA from Paramecium tetraurelia, 1266 nucleotides. RefSeq lists its product as uncharacterized. Lineage: Eukaryota; Ciliophora; Oligohymenophorea; Peniculida; Parameciidae. The record is from RefSeq and is a predicted model, not a curated record. Gene Ontology annotation, molecular function: L-serine-phosphatidylethanolamine phosphatidyltransferase activity. The transcript is spliced from 4 exons. Gene Ontology annotation, biological process: phosphatidylserine biosynthetic process.
AUGGAAAUAUCACCUAAAAAAAUAGAUAUAGGAAUACAAUGCGAGGUGCUGUAAAGAGAAUACAUUCCCCCAAACAUUUAAUCAACAUUUUUCCAUGAAUCUGAAGGCUGGAGCAUAUUUUAUAGAUCUAGAACGAUAUCUUUGUUAAUUUUUAUGCUUGUUACACUUUAUAUUACAAGUUAUUGGUUUCAAAGUUCAACGCUCCAAGAAAGUGCAUAUAUCGGAUAUAUCUUCAGUUUCUUGGCUUUUUGUGCUUAUGGAGGCAGCUAUUUUCCAAACACUCUUAUAUAAAGACCACAUCCAUUAUUUUGGAGAUUAUUAUAAAGUUGGGCUUGUGUUUAUAUGAUGAGCAUUGUUUUCCUCAUUUAUUUUACUCCUGAAUAACUAUAGCAAUUUUUGUAGCAGUUUAUUGAUCCAAAGUUAGGAAGACCACUCCCUUCCAAAAGCUAUGCAGAAGAUUGUAGAUUUUAUACUCCAGAGAAUGAACAUUCAAAGUUUUAUAAUCUGACGAGUUCAUUUGAUGUAUUUGUCCCAGCUCACAUUUUUGGGUGGACUGUUAAAAUGUGGAUCUUAAGAGACUUUAAACUUGCUAUGAUCCAAUAGAUUGCUUUUGAAUUCAUGGAAAUUACAUUUAGACAUUGGCUACCUAAUUUUUGGGAAUGCUGGUGGGAUCAUGUCAUUUUAGACAUUAUUGUUUGUAAUACUGGAGGAAUUGUGGUGGGUUAUUACACAAUGAAAUUAUUUGGAAUGAAGGAAUAUAAAUGGUCUUUAAGAAAAGAAAAUAGAAAGGAUUCUUGGUUUAAGAACUUGAAGCGAUUAUGUUUAAGUCCUUAGUUAGAUAAAAUUGAAUGGAAGGUCUUUUCUUCUGUUAAGAGAUUUUUAUUAGUAAUUUGGUUUUUAGUUUUUAUGAACCUUUGCGACUUAAGCUUCUUUUUUAAUAAAUUUGUUCUUUAAAUCAAUACAGCACACAAUGUUAUGAAAUUCAGAGUGUUUCCUUUGGGUUUCUUCUCUAUAGUUGCCGCUCGAGAUUAUUACGUCUAUAUUUCAGAUGAGAAUGUAACAAGACUAGGUCCUAAUGCUUGGUUGAUGCAUGCUAUAGUUUUAGGAGAAUGGGUCCUUUUCUUUAGAAAUUAUUAAGGAAUUUUUGUAGAGAAAUUCCCUACUUAUAUCAUAAUUAUAUGGAUAGGAAUAUUCACAUUAUUUUUUGUCACAUUAUUCUCAAUAUGGAAAAGAGAGAGAAGAUUAAAUAAACUUAAGUAAAGUUGA